This is a messenger RNA of Puccinia graminis f. sp. tritici CRL 75-36-700-3, 378 nucleotides long. RefSeq lists its product as uncharacterized. Bases 1 to 378 code for a protein of 125 amino acids. Lineage: Eukaryota; Fungi; Basidiomycota; Pucciniomycetes; Pucciniales; Pucciniaceae. The transcript has a single exon. The record is from RefSeq and is a predicted model, not a curated record.
AUGGCGAAAAAAAAACUCUCCCGACGUUGGCCCAACAAGAUGGCAACGUUGAUAGCGAGUUUCAGUUCCAGCCUGACUGGAGCUGGUUGGUCCAAGUCGCUCCAACCUUGUUGGUUCAACGUUGGGCUAAUGGAGAGACCGACCGUCGGUUCAACCUCCGUCAACCAUCGACUCCCGAUGCAAACGUUGGCCCAACCGAGUAUGUCGGUUGUGACACCCAGCGUCCAACCCAAGGAUGGUUGGGCAAACGGUAAUGGGUGGCCUCCGUUGGCUGGGCCCUUGUCCAACCGUUCCCCCAACCUCACCGUUGGGUCUGAGUUGCGCGAACGGUCAGCUACCUCCUAUGUUGGUUCUACCAGCACCGAUCACAAGAAGUGA